Messenger RNA from Hippopotamus amphibius kiboko, 2250 nucleotides. It is a transcript of the gene FAM110B, whose product is annotated as family with sequence similarity 110 member B. The record is from RefSeq and is a predicted model, not a curated record. The transcript is spliced from 5 exons. Bases 763 to 1890 code for a protein of 375 amino acids. NCBI's taxonomy places the organism in Eukaryota, Metazoa, Chordata, Mammalia, Artiodactyla, Hippopotamidae.
CCGCGGCCGCCGCCAGCAGGGCCCUCCGCCGCCUCGCGUCCCGGGCCCCCUCGGCCGUCCCCGUCCGUGCUCCGCCCUCCCGCGGCCCCGGCGGCCCGGACCCCGUCCCUCGCGGGCCCCGACUUCUUCUCCCCGCCGUCCCCGGGAGCCCGGAGCCCGGCGCCCGGCUCGGGUCGCACCGCCCGCGGCCCGGGAGCGCGGCCGAGCAAUCUCCAACUGGAUAUCUGGGGCACCUCUUCUGUUGUUUCUGAGUCUUCAAUUGGAAGUUAACAAGACUCUACGGCCUGGAAGGGAAAUAAAAGGUGCCUUGGGCCUGUUGAAAUCCAGCCCCUGUCAGAUGAAGCCUUCCGUUAUAUUUUGUGCAGCAUAGAGCACUUUAAGAGAGGAAGGAUUCCCUGUGACUUCUGCCUGCAAUCCAUAAAAUAGUCAGUCCUCUUUCAACUCUGCCUGCAGUUGAACACAAAGACCUGGAGGAGACUCCCACAUCCUUCGGGGAGGAGAAAGGAGGCGGCGAAGCCGAUUAAAGGAACUUGGGGCUUGGGGCCUUUCCGCAUCGGGCGGCCGGCGAGGGGGCGAGGGGAUUGAAGCCCCGGGGCGGUGAACGAGCCGGGAGAUGAGGCGCUGCUGCCGCCGCCGCCGCCGCUGACCCUCGGUUCCGGACCGUCCGCUGCCCUUUGUGCCGCCCGCACAUGUGUCUGCUCGGCGCAUCCGGAGGCGCGCAGACGAGCAUCCACCACGGCCGCCGGGGAGAGAGCGCCCGCCAUGCCCACGGAGAGCCUACAGACAGGUAGCAUGGUGAAGCCGGUCAGCCCCGCCGGCACCUUCACGUCGGCCGUGCCCCUGCGCAUCCUCAACAAGGGGCCCGACUACUUUCGCCGGCAGGCGGAGCCCAACCCCAAGAGACUCAGCGCCGUGGAGCGGCUGGAGGCCGACAAGGCCAAGUACGUCAAGAGCCAGGAGGUCAUCAACGCCAAGCAGGAGCCCGUGAAGCCGGCCGUGCUGGCCAAGCCCCCCGUGUGCCCGGGCGCCAAGCGCGCGCUCGGCAGCCCCACGCUCAAGGGCUUCGGCGGCGGCGGCGGCGGCGGCGCCAAGAGCGAGGGCGGCGCGCCGCGCGAGACCCUGAAGCUCGAGAUCCUCAAGAACAUCCUCAACAGCUCGGAGGGCGCGAGCGCGGGCGCGGGCCACAAGCACGGCGCGCGGAACUGGCCGGCGCCCCGGGCCGACGCGGCCGAGCUGCACCGGCACUCGUUCGCCGAGUCGCUGCGCGCGCGCCCCGCGCCCGGCCGCGGCAGCCCGCAGGAGGGCGGCUCGCACGUGGGCCGGCGGCCGCUCGAGCCCGGCCCCGACGCCUUCCUGCACGUGUCGCACAGCUCGUCGGACAUCCGCAAGGUGCCCGGCGCCAAGCCCCUGAAGGCCAUCCCCUGCAGCAGCUCCGCCCCGCCGCUGCCCCCCAAGCCCAAGGUCGCCGCCCCAGCGGCCGCGCUCAAGUCCCCCGAGGCCGAGGCGGCCGAGCCGGCCUGCGCGGUGGGCCGGAGGCCCUCGCUGCAGCGCUCCAAGUCGGACCUGAGCGACCGGUACUUCCGGGUGGACGCCGACGUGGAGCGCUUCUUCAACUACUGCGGACUGGACCCCGAGGAGCUGGAGAGCCUGGGCAUGGAGAACUUCGCGCGGGCCAACUCCGACAUCAUCUCCCUCAACUUCCGCAGCGCCAGCAUGAUCAGCUCGGACUGUGAACAGUCUCAGGACAGUAACAGUGACCUUAGAAACGAUGACAGUGCCAAUGACCGGGUGCCCUACGGCAUCUCCGCGAUCGAGAGAAACGCUCGCAUCAUCAAGUGGUUGUAUAGCAUCAAACAAGCCAGAGAGUCGCAGAAGGUGUCCCACGUGUAAGAGGCAGCGCGCGCCGCGGAGGGAGGGGGUUCUCUGUCAGUGCCUCCCCGGCAGUUGUGAAGGUUGUGAGGUCUCCUUGAAGUGUUGUGAGCUUCUCCACUCUCUUUGUGUUGCUUGUUGUGCCAUGUCUUUCGAGCUGCAUGCCCGCCCACGUGGGGACUGACCUGGCGUCCUGGGCAACCAUCGCUGCAGAGCCUGGCCGGUCGCGCGUCAUCCGCCAAAAUUCUGAUUAGGGCUUCGAUCUUCAGCAAAACUGUUUACACGAAAAACAACAGUAUACAACUUCUUCAAUAUUUAUGUGGUUCUUGUGUUUUUAUAUCCCGCGCUAUGGUGUCUUAAUUAAAAGUUUUAUCAACUGGC